Molecule: messenger RNA, 792 nt
Organism: Sitodiplosis mosellana (orange wheat blossom midge)
Lineage: Eukaryota; Metazoa; Arthropoda; Insecta; Diptera; Cecidomyiidae
Product: mitochondrial inner membrane protease subunit 2
Exons: 3
Coding region: 163-669 (168 amino acids)
Biological process (GO): mitochondrial respiratory chain complex assembly
Cellular component (GO): mitochondrial inner membrane peptidase complex; membrane
Molecular function (GO): serine-type endopeptidase activity
Source: RefSeq, a predicted model, not a curated record
UACCGAAAAGUAGUGACAUAACCUUGUUUUCUGCUGAGAAGAAAACCAUCCGAUUCAUUUUUGUGUAACUCCUUGCCAUUUGUGAUAAGUGACAUGAAAAUCCAAUUUUCUAAGACCAUGUUAUUGAGUUGAUUUUUAGUAGGCAUACAUAUUUAUUAGAAAAUGCAAUAUAUUUUAAAAACGGUCGCAUUAAGCCUGCCUGUUAUGGUAACAUUCGUUGAUAGCGUUGGAUAUAUUGCUCGUGUAGAUGGCACAUCAAUGCAACCUGCGCUGAAUCCAAACUCAGGAUCCGAAGAUUAUGUGUUUUUGUCAAAAUGGGCCGUACGAGAUAUGUAUGUACAACGCGGAGAUAUUAUUUCAUUGACCUCACCAAAGGACCCCAGUCAAAAACUGAUCAAACGAAUUGUUGGACUACAAGGUGAUAUCGUACCAACGAUAGGCUAUAAAAAACCAUAUGUUAAAGUUCCUCCCGGCCAUUGUUGGGUUGAAGGAGACCACACGGGUUAUUCAUUAGACAGCAAUACAUUUGGUCCAGUUUCAUUGGGUCUAAUGACAGCCCGAGCCACGUGUAUUGUGUGGCCACCAUCACGAUGGGGCGGUGUGGCAAAUGAGGUGCCACGAAAACGGCAGCUAGUCUCAUUGGGCAAGUCAAAAAGCUCUAUAGACUAGAAGGCAUAUGGACUGAAUUGACAUCUAAAUCUAUAAUAUAUAAAAAGUUAAGCUAAAGAAAUGUAUAUUUUGAGAGAAAACACAGAAAAUCACAAAUAAAAAUGAGAAAUUCAUUAGUCUAAA